Messenger RNA from Aspergillus pseudoviridinutans, 567 nucleotides. RefSeq names its product DCN1-like protein. The record is from RefSeq and is a predicted model, not a curated record. The transcript is spliced from 2 exons. Gene Ontology annotation, molecular function: ubiquitin conjugating enzyme binding; ubiquitin-like protein binding; cullin family protein binding. Gene Ontology annotation, cellular component: ubiquitin ligase complex. Lineage: Eukaryota; Fungi; Ascomycota; Eurotiomycetes; Eurotiales; Aspergillaceae. Gene Ontology annotation, biological process: positive regulation of ubiquitin-protein transferase activity; protein neddylation. Bases 1 to 567 code for a protein of 188 amino acids.
AUGAAGUUCCUGGGGGAUAUCCAAGUACAACUAGACGAGGUGGCAUGCCUGGGAAUUGCAGAGCUUCUCAAGUCGCCGUCCAUGGGCGAGUUCACGAGAGAAGGCUUUGUAAACGGCUGGAGAAGCGCCGGAUGUGACAAUCUACAAAAGAUGAUUGCUCAUGCGGCGGACAUUCGAGCUCGAAUCCCGGCUGAGCCAGACCUCUUCCGGCGCGUCUAUCGGUACACAUUUCCUCUCUGUCGUAUGCAAGGCCAGCGGAAUCUCCAGUUCGAUAUUGCCGCCGAACAGUGGAGAUUGUUCUUUACGCCCGAGCAUGGUGGCAUCCAGUGGAACACGCCCACGACUCCCUGGUUGGACUGGUGGAUUGAUUACCUCGAAGAGCGUGGAAAGCGACCAGUCAACAAGGAUCUGUGGGAGCAGGUUGAAGUGUUCCUGCGCAAGACGCUGGAGGAUGAGAACUUUGGUUGGUGGAGUGCUGACGCCGCUUGGCCGGGAACCCUGGAUGAGUUUGUGAGUUGGGUGCAGGCGAAACGGGGCAAGUCUUCGGAGGAGAUGGAAGUCGAGUAA